This is a messenger RNA of Glycine soja, 1873 nucleotides long. Its product is annotated as truncated FRIGIDA-like protein 1. Bases 58 to 1617 code for a protein of 519 amino acids. The transcript has 3 exons. NCBI's taxonomy places the organism in Eukaryota, Viridiplantae, Streptophyta, Magnoliopsida, Fabales, Fabaceae. The record is from RefSeq and is a predicted model, not a curated record.
GUUAAUUAGCCUAUAUUACUAAUAAUAGCAGGAAUUCAGAGAGAAAAAACAACAACAAUGGAGACGUCGAAGACCAUCUCUGCCGCACUGAAACUCUUCGACGCAAAGAAAGAGAAUCUCAAGAAAGCCUACUACGAUCUCCAAAGUCACUCCUCUCUUCUCGCUCCUUCCUUCUCUCUCUCAUGGUCCCACCUCGACGCCCACUUCACCUCCCUCCACACCUCCCUCUCACACCGCUUCCACCUCCUUCAGUCCCUCGAAUCCCAACAACAAUACCCACCAUCCUCUCCCUCCAAAUACCUCAGCUUUCCACCCUCCCCCACCGACCCAUCAUCGCAAAACGGCACCGCAUUGCCCAAAAAUCCCUCCGAACAAAUUCUCACGCUCUGCAACAACAUGGACGGAAAAGGGUUGAGGGACUACGUCGGGGACCAUUUAAAAGACAAGGCUGCAAUCGAGGAUACGCUUCGGAGUGCACUCAAGAGUGCCUCUGAUGCUGCCGCAUCGAUGCUUCUCGAUUCGUUGGACGGUGUUGUGGGCGCGAAUGUGGUGAAAGAUGACAAGGAAUUGCGCAAGAGGAAGAGGACUUGCAGUUUUUUGUUCAAGCAGUUGAGGGCUGCUGCGUCUGUGUCUUUGAGUUUUAAGGAGAAGUUAAGAGCCAAUCGGUUGUGUGUGGACUGGAAGCGAAGCUUGAUGAGGGAUGGUUGUGUGGAUGGUGUUGGGGCCAUGGCUUUCUUGCAUUUUGUGGCGGCUUAUGGCUUGCUCUCUGAAUUGACCGUGCAUGAGAUUCUCACCUUCUCUGUUAUAGCUGCUUCCAAUGAUGAGCUUGCUGAGCUUUACUGGAGUGCUGGUUUGACGGACAAAGCUCCAGGUCUUGUGCAGAAACUUAUUGACAGGAGCAAACAUAUUCUGGCUGUCAAGUUUGUUUUUGAGUUCAAUCUUGCUCAUAAGAUUCCACCAGUUCCCAUUUUGGAAGCUCAUGUGAAUGAGUCUCAGAAACUUGUUAAAAGACUUUCUGAAGAAGGGAAGUCACUUAGUGAGAUCACGGCGAGAGAAAUCCAUGCACUGAAAUCGGCGAUUAAGGUUAUUGAGAGUCAUAAUCUUCAAUCUGAAUAUCCACCUGAAAGCCUUCAACAGCGUAUAGAGCAAUUGAUGAAGCAUAAGGCAAAUGUAAAAUAUGCUGCAUCGGCUUUUUCUGCAAAGCCUCCUCCACAUCAGCAGCAACAAAGUGGAAUCAAGCGUCCUCGAAUGUCCGAGCCAGUUGGUUCUGCUUCUGUCCUGAACAGUGCCAGUGGUGCCAGCUCAACCGUUCACUACCAACAACCUCAUUUCCAGUCAUCAGGUUUGUUGCUGGAACAUCUAAAUCCGUACAUGAACUUGCCAACCAUGCCAUAUGGCAUGAAGGCUCAAACCCCAUCCAUCCCGCCUUAUACAGGCGCUUCAACUGGGCCUUAUGGUCCUGAUGGUGUCCCAAUGGGUCCUAGUGGCAACCGUGGUCAAGGUGGUUCUCUUCCAAUUUCAUCAGAACCACUUAUGCCGUCUGGUUAUUAUGAUAGUGGCUCUGCUUAUGGUGGUUAUGGUCUGCAACAUUAUUACCAAACAUCUUAUCCUCAGUAGAUUGAGAUAUCGUUUUCUUUUGAAUACUGAACUCCUGGGUUGGUGGCUUGGUAUUAGUUUCUCUAUGACUUUGCACUUCUGACUUAUAGUUAUUAAAAGCAUUGCUUGCUUUGUUGAUCUCCAUGAUUAAAGGAAAGGAACUAGAUUCAGCAAUGAAGGAUUGUGAGGGAAUGAUUAGUUUCACAAUUUUAAUUACUUGAAUGAUUUUACAUCUACAAGAUUCCUUUUAGGUUAAUCACAGUAUUCUUUAAACUUA